AACAAACCAUUGCCGCGACGUCUUCACUUUCAAUGCUUCCAAAGGUGCAGUUUGGGAAAUAAUUGAGAGGAGUUGUCAGCAGCCUGAGACAGCAAACCGCGUUCACUCAUUUGGGAAUGAGUGUGUGAGAGUGUCGAAGCAGCAGUAAUGGCAUCAGGGGGAGAAAGCAGCGCUCCUGCAGAGGACGAGGGGGGUGUCCCACUGGACAUUGAUGAUGUACACUUACUCUUACAAGUGGAACAGGAACAGAUUCAGAAGAGGACAUUCACAAACUGGAUCAAUGCACAGCUCUCCAAGAGGAGCCAUCCAGCUGUUGUCCAGGAUCUGUUCUCAGAUCUCGGAGAUGGGACUCGACUGCUUGACCUACUGGAGGUGAUGAGUGGCCAGCGCAUGAAGCGCGAGCGGGGUCGUGGUGUGUUUCAGCACAGAGGCAACAUCGAGACCGCUUUGAACUUCUUGAAGAAUAAAUCCAUCAAGCUGGUGAACAUAAACAUCCCAGACAUCAUAGAGGGGAAACCUUCCAUCAUUCUGGGCUUGAUAUGGACCAUCAUUCUGCACUGUCAUAUAGAGGAGCUGGCCAGCAGUCUCUCUUAUGGAUCCCGUUCAUCCUCCCUGGACUCUCUGUCCAGUCUGGACUCUGUUCCUGGAUCUCCAAGCAGUAGUCCUGUUCCUCGAGGAACAUCACCGCUCCACAAUCGCUUCCGUCUGUCUGCUAAGAAGACUUUGCUGCUGUGGGUUCGGGAACAGUGCCAGAAAGCUGGUUGCUCAGCCAGUGUGAGGGACUUUAAGUCCAGCUGGAGGAGUGGUGAGGUGUUUCUGGCCAUCCUCUGCUCCCUUAGACCUGAUCUGGUGGACCUCUCUCAAGUCCAGACCAGCAGCCACCGGGAAAACCUGGAGAGGGCAUUUCACCUCGCUGAGAAGGAGCUUGGAAUUCCCAGACUGCUCGAGCCAGAAGACAUUGAUGUCACUAACCCUGAUGAGAAGUCUAUCAUGACAUACAUUGCUCAGUUCCUGCAGUACUCCAAUGAUCUGCCCAUAGCUGAUGAUGAUUUUGAGGCUUCACCCAGUCAGAAAGCCAGAGAGAUGAAAUGCUGGCUAGAGCGAGCCUAUCAGGAGUUACUGGAGGCGUGGAAUUCCACAGAGGGGAAGGGAUAUGCAGAGAGGUAUCAGGCAUUUCAGAACUUUGUGGGGACUUAUUAUGACCAACGACGUCCAGUUAUUCCACUUCUCAGUGCAAUGAGACGCUGCACUAAACCAAGUGAGGAGCAGAUGGCACUGAGAAAAGCAUGGGACACCAUGGAGGAGAGGUUGCAAGAGUAUAGCACAGAGCUUGAUGUUGGUUUGCCAGCCCCUCUGAACACACUGGGCCGGUGGCUACAGCAAAUGGAGGAUGUGCUAUCUGAAGACAGCGGGAACGCUGAAGAUCACGCACUUGCUUCCAGAGACGCCAGACACAAGCAUGACCAACUGAAGGUCUUGCUUGAGGACUUAAGCCAGCACUUGAACACCCUUCAUCACUACCAGAUCACAGAUGAUGAAGUGCCAGUCGAGAAGCUGGAGGAGAUCAAGAGACGUUUCACCAAUGCCAGAGUGACAGCCAAGUACCACGGCAUCAAGCUACAAUACAGAGAGCAGAUGCACCAUGUUUAUGACCUGCUGGGACAUCUGAAGUCUAAGCUGAGCUUGUGGAGAGGGCCUUACGGCUCCCAGGAGUCUGUUCAGUCUCUGCUACAAGAUUGGCACGACACUGUUGACAAGCAAGGUCUGGUGUGGAAGUUGAAGGAAGCACUUAAUAAGCUGAAGGACACAGCAGUCAGCUAUACCAGCAAAGCAGCUCUGGCCGACGACUCACCUGUGGUUAACAGGCUGGUAAAAGAGGCCGAUAGUGAGACGGGAGUCAGUGCAGAAGCUGCAGAAGCAGUAAGAUCCACCAUGGAACGUGUUCUGGCUGCAUGGGAGUCCUACAAAGACUGCCUGUGUCUAUUACAGGUCUGGCUGGGCCAGGAGAAACAGUCAGAGGCUCAAGAGCACAGGCAUUUUUCCUCCAGCCUGAAUGAGUGGAGAUUGCGUCAAGCCCAGCUGAACGAGGUGGGAAACUUUCUCAUUGAUAUGAGUGACGCCUCCACCAGCCACUCUCUGACCGAAGAGCUCCGCAAACUUAACAUGCAGUGGGCUGACUUCAUAAAAAGGACCAAGUUUGCAGUGGCCCCUCAGCCCAUAUCUGCAGUCCCAGGUGUCCAAGCUUCCCUGAUGCAGGAAGCCAGCUGGGUGCUCAAAGAGACAGUUGUGGUGUUAUCUGGACCUCUACGUAUUUACAGAAAGAAACUCCAGGGCAUAACCAAGAAGAUGUCUGAGUUCAAGCUGAACUCUUUGUCCCCAUCUCCAGACUGCAAAGAUGAAACUCUUCAGAAAUUCAUACAAACUCUUCCGGAGACACUUGAGACUUUGACGCGGGUGGAUCAGGUGUGUGAGAGACUCCAGAAAGCCGCAUCUCUGCUCGAGGGCAGGCUGGCUGAGCUUGAAAACUGGAGCAAUGAAGCCCAAGAGGUCUGCCACCACCUAAAAGAAAGGCAGCACAGGGGCCACCAGGGCCCACAUCCCAGGGCUAAAGCACUGAUCUCCAGAGGUCUACAGUUGGAAGGACAGGUGGUGACAGAAGGUGAGGACCUGCAGGUGCUGGUGACAUCGGUGCAAAAGAAUUCCUCCCUUCCUUACCUCAACACAAUGGCAAUACAAGACCAACUGAAACGGACUGUCUCACACUGUCAGGAGGUUACUGAGAUGCUCAGUUCUCAUGGAAUGAAGCGUGAAGGACAGCCUGUCGGACUGCAGCCUGCUUCCAAGGUUUUUGUGCAGGCACAUUGUCAGCCUGAAUCCCAAACUAGAAUCAUUCAGCACCAUCAGGAUCAGACAUUCUUCCAAAUCAGCAAAUGUUCUCUAGAGAGUCCAGUAGAACAUCAAAACCAAGAACUCCAUUCUUCUCAGCUGCAGCCACAAUUGGAAACCACCAGUGGCAUACAGCCCCAGUUUCUCCCCCAGAUUCAUGAAAAAUCUCCAAAAGCCCAAAGCAAAACUGUAUGCCAAAUACAGUAUGCAGAGCUCAAACAGCCUUUGAUGACUUCUGUUGUUAGCAGGAACGUUCAGUUGAAACCCCAAACUGAGGUUCAACUGAUCUCUGUAGACUCAAGUCUAACCAAUCGCUUUGGACAAUCAGACCUUCAAGCUGCCUUAGUAAACUCAAGCCAAAACAGUGGCUUUGGACCUUUACAGGUUAUCUCUGUAGACCCAAACCAAUCCAGUGACUUUGGGCCAUCAGAGCAACAGGUUGUUUCUGCCAACUCAAGCCAAACCAGUGGUUUUAGACCAUUAGACUCUUUCCAGAUUAUAUCUGUAGACUCAGGCGAAACCCGAGGCUUUGGACCAUCAGACCUUCAGGUUAUCUCUUUGGACUCAAGCCAAAGCAGUGGCAUUGAACAUUCAAACCCUCUACAGUCUUUCUCUUCAACUGUGUCGAGCUCAAGCAUGUUGCUUACAUCGGUUAAUAUGACUCAACUAAGAAUGCCAGUCACGCAGCACCUUGAUUCACCAUCAAAUUGGCAACCACAAACCUCCUUGGUUACCCCACACCAAAGACAAAAGGUUCUGGUCAAAAGUCACAGUUUUCCAAAACCCUAUGAGCCAUCACAAACUCUCCCUGUUACCACGCUUGCAUCCUCCCCAAGUACUUUGCAUACACCGGUAACAGUAACUCAACAAAGAUCUCCAGUCGAACAGAACCUUGGUUCUCCACCGAAAAGGCAACCUCAGACCUCUGUGACAACCCAACACCAAAGACAAAGGGUUCUAUCCAAGAGUCGCAGCUUUCCACAGCCAUCAGAGGCUCCAGGUGUUCCCCAUGUCCCAAUACAGAAUGAGGUGUAUGCCAGAGCUCAGGCUUUGGCCAGGAGCAGACUGGAUAAAGCAAAACAACACCUGGAUGAACACAUACGGGAUGUCAUCACAGUGAUCAGCACCAGAGACAGAUCUAAAAAACAAGCCAAGAAAAAACAGUCCGUGUCACGUCUUCUCAGGCCUUUAGUGUUAGAGGUGUUUCUAGAAGCUGUGAAGGGAAUGGGUGAUUUCUGCUCCGAUGCCCAGCUCAGAGACAUGGACCUCCUCUCUCAGUCAGUCAGAGCCCAAUGGGAGGUAUGUGCCACAGCAGCCGAGCCUUCAGUGCAUCUGGAAGCCUUAAGAAGAAUUUCGGAGAGUCUGCAGCCCACAGAGAGUGUUCUUCCCAGCUCCACCCAUCAGAGAACCGACACAGAGAGGGCAGAGAACGUUCAAUGCCACACACACUCCACAAGUGACUUUGCACCAUGUCAGGAUGGCAGGGGGGUAGCAGACCUGAGCCAUGUCCACUCACAGGCUGUUGUCCAGACCAACAUCGUGGAGAUAAAACAGAUACCAGAGAGGACCGUCAUCCAUCCGUGUUCAAAACAGGAAACUCUGAGCGGCUACAGUGCUGCACAGUCAGUUCUCCAGCAGCAACUGCUUAACAACAGUCAGCAGCUGGAAUCAGAGUUUCCCAUCAGCCCCGGCAGCAAUGCCAAUAUCUCUGCUGACUCAUUGAGGACUCAACUCCAGAACAUACUGGCUCUUAAGGACCGGACGGAGGCUCUGUGGCGUGAGUUUGAGCUUCAGUGUUCACAGAGCUCUCAGCACAUGGAAGAUGGCUGUAAAAUGGAGCAGGAGAGAGCUCAGCUCGUUCAACAGUGGAGGGAACAACAGAUGUGCGUUCAGGCCAGGGUAAAGUCCCUUGAAACUGCGGCAGAGCUGCUGGAGUCAGCGGAUAUUCAGAUUGGACUGAUUUCUGAUCAGAUCAAACAGAUCAGUCAAAAACCUCUAAAUAUCAGAAACUUUGCCAUUGCUGAUCCCAAAAAUCUACAUGAAGAACUAAAGCUUUUAGAUAAAAGUAUCGAGAAAGAGCUGUUUCUGCUUGAUAAGAGUGGUGGUUCACUUAGUGACGCUGCUGAUCUGAGUCACAUUGAGCUCCAAGCUCAUCUUCCCCUUCAGCAAAAUCUCCAUGACCGCACAAAGUGCUUUGACCAGCAAAGACAAUGUCUGAGGAAGAGUGAAUCGGCCCUGAUGGGCCUCAUGAACCUCUUAUCACAUCUCCAGCAGGUGAAUGCCAACCUUAAUGCAGCUCACAGCACAUCAAAUCGCAGUUCAGUCUCCAUCCGGCAAAGCCUUCAGCAGGCCAGGGAAGAUUCGGUUCAGCUAGACCGAAUGCUGGAUGAAGCUGGCAUGAGAAUAACUCUUGAUGAGAAACCAGGCAGCUGUCAUGAGAUGGUGUCAGCUCUGACACUGCGUGCCGAAGAGGUUGAGAGCAGACUGGGUGUAGGGCUGAAACAGACUGACCGAGGAGGGAAAGGAAGAGCGGAGGGAGAACAGAGGGACAGAGCGUUCGGUAGGAAGAGGAUGGGCCUGCAGGUCGCCCUGAGGGAGGUGCUGGCAGCACUCGAAAAACAUGGCCUGAAGGAGCCCACACUUCCUGCAUUACAGCACAGGUUACGCUUCCUGACAGACAUGGAGAGCAAACUGCUUGCACUACACUCAGAGAUUCAGGAUCUGAGGAAUACUUGUGCACAGACAAGCACCUCAGAGACCGCCAUCAGCGAGCUGCAGACGCAAUGGGAAAACGCACACAGAGCAGUCACAGAGAGUCGUGAACAGUGUGUCUCUUUGAGCGAACUGCUGAAGAAGUUCCAGAGCUGCCGAAAUCGCUUGGGCAGCACUUUGCAGAAAGCAGAGCAGACUAUUGGUGAUCAGGCCUCUUAUAUGAGCAAAGACAACCUGCAGCUCCUGAUCAGUAAGGUGACCAGUAUAAAGUCAGAUCUCGGUGGUCUUGGGGACGGGGUGGAGGAGUUCAGAGCUGUGUGUCGACAGCUGCAGUCUCUGAUGAGAAAGGUCCCAGACUGUGCAGACGCUCCGUUUGAGAGUGAGGCUGACACCCUCAUGGACCGCUGGCUUGAUGUCACCGAGAAGGCAGACUGUCAUCUGGACAACCUACAAGCUGGCUUUUCUCUGUGGGAAAAACUCCCACUGUUGGCUGGAGAGGUGGAGGGCUGGAGCGUCCAAAAGCUGAUGACACUUGCAGAGUCACACCCCUUUCAGACAGAGCAGGAUGUUUCUGCCAUGCAGGAUGAACUCAGGAUACAAGAGGAGAACAUUGAAUAUUUCCAUCGCAGAUCUUCAGAGAUCCAGGAGCUGCUGCAGAGUCGCGAGCUCCCACUGGAGCUACAGGUGAUUGAGAGCCAGCUGAGGAAGAAGAUGGCAGAGGUGAAGGAGCUCUUUUCUGAGACCAGUGAUGUUUUUAGACAGCUGGAAGCUGCCAAGGAGAAGGUGGCAUCUGAUAUCGUAGAUCACCUGUCCUCCAUUCAGACUAUCACAAAUGCACUGACCACAUCUGAGAGCCCUCUAGACCUCAAAACAAUCCAGGGCUUAUCGGAGCAGUUGCAAGCGGAGGCAGAACAGGCAGAUGCAUUACUGCAGCAGAUAAGUCUUCUGGCCAGCAUUGCAGGUCUAGAAAACCUACAGACGCUGGCUGAAGAUGGAGCUCACCUUGGAGAAAGCAUCUGCAUGGCCAGAGAGCUAGUCAUAGAGAAGAGAGAGCAAGUAAUGAACCCAAACAGACCUAAAAAUCAAAUGGUCCAAGAGCCUAAAUACAUAAAGCCCUUGAUUGAAAAAACAGAAGAUACUGUGCCAGAGAUACAGUCUGAAUCUAAUGGUAAAACAGAGGAACAGUCCGCAACACAAGAUGAGCUGAAGGACUUCAAAGAGCAGGUCUGCAGCCGGGCCGGUGAACUGCAUCUGAAGCUUUCUGAGGAUGUGAACAGAUGGGUAACACCUGAGGGGAAACUCACAGCGGUGCAGGAUGUGUGUGGAGAGAAUAUGACUGAGGAGCUGAAGUGUGCAAUGUUAAUACAACAGAGCCACAAGGGUCUGGACUCUCUACAGUGUCAGAGAGAGGGCAGCUCGAAUGCAUUAAAGACUGUAGAACAAGUGGACGGAAACCUAACAGAGGUUGAGAAACUGUCUGAGGCCCUGCAGACAAGCUGUACUCCAGAGGGUCAGACUGCUCUCUCUCCAGAAGCUCAACCGAUAUUUGGAAAGACACCAGCCCUGAGGAAGAUCUUGGAAGACGAGAGGACUAAAGAAGGGAACUCUGAUCUAGAUCAAUGUUCCAUUCAGUGCAUCGAGCCUCAGCAGCCUGGAGUGUCCACAGAGGAGCUCCAGUCAAUUCAGGUUGCUGGUGACAGUGAAGUGGAUGACAUGGAUCAUAUGAAUGUAAAAUUCUUGACCACAAAGGAAGUUAGUGAAACAGAAGAUCUAUCACCUUCAUACCCAGGGAAGCAUCAAGGAAGCUCUGGAACUGCGAAGAAAGUAUUUACCAUCAUCCUGGAUGUUGAUACUCCUGCAUUAUCAUCAGACUGGAAUCAAUCACUGCAAGAGACACGCUGUACAGGUCCUAAAGACUCAACCACAGAUGAAUUCUCUCAUUCAGAUGUAAAUCAACAGGCAAUCUCCUCUGGUACUGAGCAACCUGAAGGCCAAAUGGCUGAGCUAGAUUUAUCUGAAGAGGCCAAUGUGAAAUCAAGUAGCUCUGAAAUACAGCCAGGACAGAAGGCAUCAAGGCUUAUCCAACCCCAAACCCCUGAGAUCAAGGAGACUGAAGUUCAAAAAGAUGAUAAAGAGAAGCAACAUGAAGUCACUGAUGCAGAAACAUCAAGCCAAAUGGAUGUUCACACUGGAGAAGGCACUGAGUCAGGGUCUGUAGUUCACCAACACGAUGUCCCAGUGUUGGAGAGCCAUGAUGAGGUUGACAAAAACACCACUGAAGCGGCUUCAAAUAAAGCAAAAUCCCUUCAAAAGCCUCCUAAAGUAGCUAAAGGUAGAAACAAGAACAGAAAACCAGCUGGUGUAAAAAAAGCAAACAAUGUCAGUAAUAAAAAGCACAACGCAUGUAAAUCUGAACAUAAGAACACAACUGACUCAGAAAGCCUUCCAACAUCUGAAGUCAGGUUGCCGGACACCAUAGACACUUCACUGACUGUGUCUUCAGACUUUAGUCAGCCAAACACUGCAAAGCCAUUGGGCACACAAGACAAACUAACAGUGGACACUGUGCAGAAAGAGACCUUGAAUCAAACUGAGACAGUGGAUGGACAUUUUGAAAAUGCUAGCUUCUCACUAGCCGGAGAUGACCAUGUUAGUACCACAGAUAGUGUGCUUUUAGCAGCAGUGGAGUCUGUGCAGUCAACACAUACAGGGGACUCCGAAUUAACCCCAACGGAUUCUUCAUCUAUUGUGACAGCUGACUGUAAAACACGAAUUCUUACCGCAGUCCUAUCAGAGUCACAGCUCGGCCAAGCUGAAGCUCGGAGGACAGAGGAUUCAGAUGGCACUUUCCCUUUGCAAUAUGAAGAAAUGCACAGAUUCAAUUCACAUCCAUCUGCCAGGAAUAAAAUGCCCCAAAACAGAGGAUCAGUACCAGACGGUGAGGAUAAAACGAGGCCUAUGGAGCAGCCUACUGGGACACAUGUGUGGGCCGUUUUACUGAACACCAUCACUAAUGUUCAGCCACUACUGGUGACCAGUCACAGUUCUGAGGAAUCUAGAUCAAGGAAAGAUUCCUUGUUUCAGAAUUCAUCGCUCUUCGAGUCUGAGAGCAGUCUGGCAUGGGCUGUCCUGUGGGUGUUCAGAUGUCGGUACCAACCGGCCAAACUCAGCAUUGCACAUAUGACUCAUCAGCUGGAAGAAGCUGAGAUCUGCCGGCAGUAUGUCUUAGAGAAGGUGGCUAGACUGCCUCAAAGUGAAUCUAGUGCAGGAUGCUCUACAAAGCCUGAGCAGACCAUAGAGGGCAGAUGGAAUACAGUACUGAUGGAAACCUCAACUAUGGUGGAGUACAAAAAGACACAGCUCCAGCAGGUCACACAGUACCACCAGCAAAAACAGGCUCUCGCAGAUACUUUACACAACCUGAACAAUGAGCUCAGCGCACUAACACAGGAUUGCAUUGAAAGCAGCACCUUGCAAGUGGAGAAGCUUAAUGCAUUCCUGAAGAACAUGCAGAAGAAGAGAGACGUACUAGAGGAGCUCCUACAGACAUGCUCUCAGAUUUCAGCCCAUCUGGGUGAGACAGAGGGACCUGUGACCUGUAUUGAACCUUUUAGGACUUUACAGGAGAGAUGGCAAACUAUGAAGCAGACUGCUUCCAGCAAACUGUGGUGUGCUAACAUCUGCACAGCAGAAGUAGCUGCACUCCUGCAAGAAGCCAGAGAGCUGCACCAUGAACUGGAGCUUCUGGAGAAGUCAGUUUCUCCGCAUCCAUCUCAAGGACAGAUGGAAAGCCAAAGCGCGCUACAAGAGACUGUGAAAACUGCAGACCUGGCAGUGUUAACGCAGCGCUACUUGUAUCUUCUUGAGGUCUCUCAGGCUCUUUCCUCAAGUCCACUUGGAAAAAAAGAGCUCAGAGAUGUGGAGGACGCAAUGCAGGGCUUGAAUUCUCAGCUUGCUCUGACUCAGGAGAACAUCAGCACUCAGACUUCAAAUGGUAAUGGUUCCUCACCGAUCAUGAGGAUUAUCAGGGACUAUGUUACAUGGGCUAAGCAAACAGAAAGCAAAGUCAGUAGCAGAAGAAGGUUGUCUCUGUUUCCUGAAGAAGCAAGUCACCAGGUCAGUCACAUGAAGAAACUGCAGUCUGAAACAUCUCGUAAGAGGUUUCAGUUGGCCUCUGUUUUGAAAGAGCUUAGAGAAGAACUUACAGGACUCAGUAAGGAGGAUCCCAUGUCACCCACCCUCGAUGCCCUAGAGGAUUUGUAUGUUAAGCUUACAGAGAAGACUGAAUGUGCUGUUGCAGAAAUGAACAGAAUGUUUCAUAUUAGAGAAAGACUGUGGAAACAGAUCACUGACAGCAGUUCUUGGUUGACCUCAGUAUUAGAAAAAGAGUCUGGUAAAACAGUGGCUUCUGAACCUAAAACUACUAUCCCAGAAUUGAGGGUUCAGCUUCAGGUGUGCACAGAGGCUUUGAAGGAUGCUGAGAGACAAGCAAAUAAUCUGGAGACUCUGUUAGAUGAAAUGAAAGAAGUGAAACACGGCCUGAAUGUACCCGAAAGCUUUCAACUCAUCAAUAGGCUAACAGCCUUACAAAAAGAGGUAUCUAGGGUUGUGAACCGUAAGUGGGCCUUGCACAGGGUGCUUGAAGAACUCAUUCAUGCUCAGGAAUCUUCUGCUGAGGAACAGAACAUCACUCUGAAGAGCUUGAGACAGAUGAAUGCUGAUGUCACGAGGCAGAAGUAUCCCGUAACAAGGGACUCACUCUUGGCUCUUGAACCUGUUAAGCACAUGCUGAUGGAGCUCCUCUGCAAAGUGCCAGAAAUUCCCUACUGUCCAGAUCCUCGGAGGAAAGAGAUGCUCAAUGCUGUGCUAGACCUACAAAGAAGAAUACAUCUGCUGGAGCUGCAAGCCAAAGAGCAUGAGGAGUACCUCAUUUUAAGGCAGCACAUGGAGAACUCCAGAGAGGCGGUGAAGAAGAGCUUGUUGCAGAUUGAAGACUCAAGUGUAGGAGAUGACGUAAGGCUCCGCUUUUGUCAGACUGUCCUGGUGGAGCUGCCUUUGGUGAGAAUGACAUGUCAAGAAGCCUCUGACCACCUUGAGGCCAUUCUUGAGGCCAUUUCGAAAGAUCUCUAUCCAUCCCAGCUGACAGCAGAAAGGCACAAAAUCCAUUUAGUCAUUGAGCAGCUAGCCUCUUGGGAGCUCACAGUAAAAAAAGAGGCUAAAACCAUUGAGUGCUGUCUGGUAGAGCGACUCGGCAGUCCGACGGACCUCAGUCCACUCACUGAGCUCUUCAACAGUGUCAGAAAGGAGCUGAAAGAAACCUUCUGCUUGGAGCCAGAUUAUAAGACCAUUGAUACACAGCUACGAAAGCACUGGAUGCUAAUCCAGACCGUUGAGUCUGUUCUAAGAAUAUUGGAGCACUAUAGGAAUGAAGAAGAUGUUGAAAGCUACCAGAUGACCAUCGAUCUCGGCCAGAAAACUCUUAAUGAUUGCGGUAUGCAUAUGGACAAGCUGCUCCAAGCUCGGGAGGCACUGAAGCAUUACCACUGGGCUGUUCAGGGUGCAGAGAGCUUCCUUCAGCAGAUUGGAUCCAGUCUCAUGAUCCCCUCUGAUAGCUUCAAAGACUACAAAGAGGAGCAUCGCUAUGUUCAACAGAUUUUCAGCACUCUGGUUACGGAUUUCCAGGCUCGCUUGUCUGACGUUGGUGCUUCUGUUCCCCAGCAGACAUGCCUCUCCAUCCCUCUAACUGAGCAGCUUCAUAUCGAGGUUUUGAGUCACCUUCUAGUACAAGAUGCCAAAUUAGAAGCUCAGGCUCAGCUCAGACUUGAGUCCAUACAGAGGUCCAUGAAAGAUCAAAUUGUGCACAUGAGUCACCAUGAAGAGCUGAAUCAGCAUCUCAAAAAUGUUGAUUCUCAAAUCUCAAAAUGUUUGAGUCAAAAACCAGCUGAUUCUGAAACCUGCCAAGAUCAACUGCUGGAAAUAAAGGUGCUCCAGACAGAGCUGGAGAACCUCUCUAAAAAGCUGGAGGAACUGAGUGAAAGCUGCCCAGGACUUCGCUGCAAAGCACCCUUGGAUCUAAUGCUGGGACAACUGUGGAGGUCUUGGGCAGUGUUGCAAUGCCGAGUGGAAUCUCUCAAAGCCAGCAUGUGUCACAAAGAAGCAGAGUGGAGAGACUUUGAGAUACGCCUGAAUAAAUCAAAGGAAGGUCUUGAGAGACUGCAGAAUGAUCUCCCAGACUCGUCUACGGUGAAGGGAUCCCUGGAGGAUCUUCAGGGUGUUCUGAGCCUUACUGAGCGCCUUCAAGAUGGGAUUGAGCAGGAGCAUCACACUUUGGCAUCUCUACAACACCAUGUGGCACGAUUGCUUGGGGUCUCAAAUUUGCAGCAGCUGAAAGUGUGUCCUCAAAUCUGUCAGGACUUGCAGUCACUACAGGAUCACUGCAGAAGUCUCAGAGAUCAGAGCAAUAACAUCCGCCGGGAGGUGCUUGUUGAGAUCCAGGAGUUGGGUCGUGUGCAGGAGGAGCUGAGUGCCAUUCAGCAGAAUGUUCUCUCUCUUUCGACGGCUUUACAGAGGGAGUCAGCUGCUCAACACUUACAGGAAGUCAAAGUGGAGUUGGUUUCACAGAAUGCUCGACUGCAGGAUGUCAUGGACAGAGUGCAGGAGAAAUGGAGCUGUGUACCCACAGAGAUUCAAAUCUUAUGCAAUGAGCUCAACGUCUCCAUGCAGGAGGCCAAAGACAAAUUGGUCAUGGUCAUCGAGAGAAGUGGUCCUCUCUGCAAAAUGGGUGAGCAGGUUGGAGAGGUGACAGUGGGCUUGAAUUGUGUGAAGGCCCUGCUGAAGCAAACAAGUCCUAAUUUUUCUGAGGCUGAACGUACACAAAAGCGCAUAUGGGAUGAGCUGGACCAGUGGCACACUCGGAUAGCUGAGCUGGAGGCUGAGGUGCAGGAUCUGGCUGAGCAGAAGCCUGAGAGGGCACACAUUCUCAUGGACAAGCUCAUGGAGCCUCUGCAGCUUUACCAGACCACAGCCAAACAGGCCGAGCAAAGGACCGCCCUCAUCAGCAAAAUCCCUGCCUGUCUGCAGGACUAUGAGGGUUUGCUCAAUAGUGCCAACUGCUGGUUGAGAGAGGCUCAGUCCUGGCUGGUCGCACCCAGAACCUACACCACUGCCAAAUGCAUCCACUCUCAUGCCAAUUCCCUCAAGAUGAUGCUGGAUGAAGCGGAGGGAUACAAGGCAGAUCUGGAGGCCUUCCUGCCUGCUCUGCUGGAGAUCACUCCAGUGUGUGACACCACCUCUCAACAACAUCUCCUCCAACUGUGUGUACAAAACAUCACACUCAUGCAGCAAAGUGUUCAGGACCCUCUCUCCCACCUUCACCACCUAGCAGCUGAGAUGGAUGCCAUUGAAGCAGAGGUAAAGGAUAUGGAGAAAAAUAUAACUAAGAUUAGAAGAAUCCUUUCAGCCACUGACACAGAGAACAUUUCUCCUGAGGAACAUCUCGAGAACAUACAGGUCAUUCUGGAUAAUGUCCAGUCCAUGAAGAGGACCAUUGAUGAGAUUGAGAGCUGCAGGCCAGGCCUAGGGCUUCCUGCCGGGGCAGAGCAGACUCUCACAGCUUUCCAUCGGGCUCAAGAGCUCCUGCAGCCCAUCCAGGAGCUACAGCAGCUCAGUGUGGAGCAGAGCACAGCGCUGAGGGCCUCUAUUGAACAACCAACUGAAAUGAUUCUCCCUGCAGACCAAACCACAGAAUUCACGAUAUCAGAUCUUUCCACUGGAGAUAUGAGAGUCUCCAUGGAAGGCCCUUACACUGAGGAGGAAGAUGAAGACAAUCAGUCUUCAUCCUCAGGAACUCUCACAUGCAGUCUUCCAGAGGACCCAGAUGAGACAAUAGCGGAGGAAGAUAUGAAGUCAGACACUGCCUCUGCUGUAAGAGAUUGUGACACUAAGGAAUCAUCUCCUGAAGAAGAUGAUUUUCCUGCAGUAAUUCAAGACGCUGACACAGGAAGUUGUUUACUGGAGCCUUCGGACUUCUCUGAAAUGCCUGGCAUAGUCAGCGGCAGACCAGUUACUGAAGAGACAAGCUCCCCACCUGCACUAACAUCCCAACAUUUGAAAGAAUUCAGCUGUCUGAAGCCUGACAGUGCAAAUAUAGAUGAGGAAAAGCAAAAUGAGUACACCAAAACCAAGUCAACUGAAGCAGUUCCAGCAAAGCUAGAAAUAUCCUCAGACACCACCUUGUUAAAAGCAAGCGAUUCCAAAGAAUUGACUGAAGAGUUUGAAUCUGAAGAUCAGAAUGAAGGAUCUGUGAACACUAAAACGGGUACAAGUAAUCAAGUGAAAACAAGGAGCCCAAAGCCACGUGACACAGAGGCAAUAAAUGUUGCUGAUGGUGAUCUGUCACAGUCUGAAGCAGGAGCUGAAGAUCAGCCUACAAAGAUGAGACGGGAUGUGUUAGAGAUUCCGGUGUCUGCGUUGAAUGUCAGUGAAUCUCAGAUGGAAGACUCAAAUAAACUCCUCAAGGACCUUUCAAGCAUCAAGAGUCUUCUAGGCGGCUCAUGGACUUUGGCACUUGAGCGGCGGAAGUCAACGGGACAGAAUAAUGUUGAGCUCCAGAGAUGUUCUAUAGCUCUUCUGGAGGGUCUGCGGGGUCUCCUGCAGCUGGGCUCUGAGCGGCUGCAGCGCAGUCAGAAUUCACAGCCACAAACCUGCAGUCAACUGCAUAAUCUGCUCACAGAACACAAGAAACACUUCCAAGAUUUGGGUCAGGGCCUUGUAAUGGUCAAGCUGCUAUACCAUAAGCUGCCAGAGGGGGCACUGCAGGGCCAAGCAGAGGUGGAGCAGUUCAUAUUAGAUCUACAGGAACAAGCACAAACUCAUGGUGUCCAUAUGCAGCACAGAUUAGAGGAGUGGUCUCGGUACGAGGAGGUCACUGAGAGACUGCGUGAGCAGUUGGAUGAGAUCGAGACAAACAUGUCCAGUCUGGGUUCAGAGACAGAGGGAGACUUGCAGUGUCAGCUGCAGUACUAUGAGAGAUUGCACAAGAUCCUGGAAGACACAAGGUCUCGGGUGUGGGAGGUCCAAGACCGAGCCAGGAUCCUACAGAAAAAGGGUUGUUACCCUGAGCGGCCUGGCCAGACUGUCCCAAAAUCACAACUGUUGUUACGCUGGAUGGAGCUUCGUAAUCAAAUACAGCAGAAGAUACAGUCUACACAGAAGAUCAGAAAGAUUUAUGACAGGUUCCAGCGUGACUCAACAGAAUUAGAAGAAUGGAUGCGUCAUGCUCAAGAACAGCUUCAGAAGUGGAACGGUUUCUCUGAUUCUGGUCUCUUAGUCUCCAGAACAGUCUGUACCCAGCUCAUGGAGUUUUUCAAGGAGCUGGAGGGCCGUUCAGCACAGAAAGCUUCUGCAGAACGUUCAGGUGCACAGAUACUGCAGCUGACUGUCAGUGAAGCUCCAGGUCUGCGCAGACGACUGGCUCAACUAGAGCAGGAAUGGAUGAAUUUGAGUAACGUCCUGCCCACUCUGCACCAGACGCAGCAACAACUGUUGACAAACCAGUCUCACAGUCAGAUCUUGGACAGCUUGACCUCCUGGCUUGAAAAUGUAGAGGGACGACUGAAAGAUGAAAGCUCUCUGAGCUCCUCUGAGCUGUCUAGACAUCUACAGGCUUUGAAGGAUCUUAAGGCUGAAAUAACCAGUCAUCAGCCAUACUUUGACUUUCUGAACUAUCAGUCUGUGGAGGGGGCGGGAUCAGUGAAUGGACCCACCAAUCGUAAUGAGCGCAUCCUGUUUGCUGAGCAGCUGGGAGCUCUCAAUAAGAGUUGGCUUAUUCUAAAGGCCAAAAUUGACAGCAAGAUACAUGAUGUUGAGGACCAGUGGCAGACCUGCACCGACAGAGAAAAGCGUUUGCGCGGUAUGCACAGCUGGAUCUCUCAACGUAUUGAAUGGGUGAAAAACAGCUGGCGACCAGAGAGCUGCUCGCAGAUUGAGCAAACAUUAAAGGAGUGUGAAGAGACAGAGAACAGGCUACAGGUGAAGUCCUCUGAGCUGAAGGCUUUGGGAGCUCUUCACCUGUUCGGGCAACAGGAUGGUGAACAUCCCGGAGAUCAAGCGUUCUCCAAGCAGGUGAAUUCAGCCAUCCAGGACUGCCAAGCUUUGAGUCAACAGAUAAAUGCUCUCAAGUCAGAUUUACAGCCAAUCAAAGAUGAAUGGGCUCACUUUGAAUCUAAAAUGAGUGCAGCAGAACUGCAAACAACCGGGGUGGUCUACAAGCUGGAGCUCUGCAGAGUUUCUGUGUUCUCAUCUGAGCAGAGCCGGACUCAUGUGGAGCACCUGCAAGAGCUUGAAAGGGAGCUGAACCAAUCAGAAACCUGGACCCAGUUAACUGAGGUGUUCUCUAACUUGAAAGACAAACUCAGCCCUUAUGCAUCUAAACUUUUGUCUGAUCGUCUCGAGAAGGAGAGAACUCGACAUCAAGCAGUGAUUGGAGAUGUGCAUGCAGAUUUACUGAAAGCCCAGAAUGCAUUGCGGUUUUGGCUGGAAUACGAGCGCCUCACAGGAGAGUGCUGUGUUCAUCUAAAUCAACACUGGGAGAGGCUUGGAGAGCUUAUGAGUUCUUCAGACAGAGAAGAAAACACUUUAGAGCUGCUCAACAGCAGGAUGCAGGCCAUCAAUGCUCUGGAGAAAGACAUACCUGCCUUGCAAAGCAUUGUGGGAGAAGUCCUGGAGGCCUCAAAGCUUCUCACUGGACAUGUGAAACCCCAGUCAGCCUCUCUAAUCAAAUCAGAAACCAGGCUGCUGUCAUGUGACCAUGAGCAUCUUUGCAAGGCACUUUCUGACAUUGGGGCACAAGUUCAGGAGGAGCUGGAGGAGCACCGCCGUUUCAGCACUGAGUUGAAGUCAAUGGAGCAAAAACUUAAAAACUUUGAGAGCAUUAUGAGCUCCCCCACUGCAAGCAUGGAAAGACUAAAGAUGGUUCUGUUAGAUCUGAGUGGGCUGAACCCUAGCCUUGCUGCUCUGAAUCAGACAAGUUUCGAACUCUUCUUAAGCUCUGAAGAGGAGGAGAGGUUACAGACCCUCAACACACAAUGGGUUCAGGUCUCCUCUCAAGCCUCAGACCGACACAGGAAGAUGUAUGGAGAGCUGCUGCAUGCUCAGAACUUCCAGCAGAAGUGCCAGAGCUGGAUGGAGCUCCUGGACACGAUCGAGGCUGGGACAUCCAAUCAGAUGUCUGGAAACUGUGCUGCUGUUAGAGAGCAGCUAGUUGCACACCAGAGGCUGAAAGUGGAGGUCCUCAUCAGCCAGCAGCUUCAGGAUGCCAUGAUCAGUGAGGCUUCACGCUUCCUGGAGAGCAGUCAGAAUGAGGACAGGAGUCAUCAGAUCCUGAGCCUCACCCAGCUAAAGACACGAUGGCAGGGGACACAGCAGAGGGUCCAGCAGCAAGACAAAUGUCUGGAAGAGCUGAUAGGACAGUGGGAACUCUAUGAGUUCGGCUCGAGGAAACUUUCAAAGCUACUCGGACACAUCGAAGAACUUGUGCCACCAGCAGGACUGGCUCCGUGCAGCUUACAGCAACUCAAAUACUCUAUAAAAGACUUUGAGUGGACCGAGGAGCAACUACAGCUUCAUGAAGAACUGUACAGGCAGACUGUGGCAGCAGGAGGACAGAUCCUUCCGCUUUCAGAUGCGCAGACGCAGACAUGCCUUCAGACCGAACUGGAUGCGCUCAAGGAGAUGUGGGAGCAAAGCUGUGGCCUUGUGGGGAAAAGAAAGGCUCUUGCAGACACAAUAACUCAUAACUGGAUGCUCUGUGAAACUGGCCUGGCUGAGAGUGCUCUCAAACUGGAAGAGAUAAAAGCAAGACUGAAGAGUCCACUGCCACUGAAGAUAGAAAAUCUAGAAAUACACAUGCAGCUCAUCAAGGAGGACGAGGACUCGCUGCAGAUUUGGGCUGGAGGACUGAAAGAGUUGACCACCAUGAAGGCAGACGUGUCUCAGUAUGUGCUGCCCACAGACACCAUGCUGCUCCAGGGACAGGUGGAAGAACUUCACAGCCAGUGGGAAGAACUGUGCUUGAAGGUGUCACUUCGCAAGCAGGAAAUAGCUGAUCGCCUGAACGCCUGGAUCAUCUUCAAUGAUAAAAACAAGGAGCUCUGUGAUUGGCUGAUGCAGAUGGAGAAAAAAGUGGCACAUAGGGGCGAAAACCUUAGUAUCGAGGAAAUGGUUGAGAAACUUAAAAAGGACUACAUGGAGGAGAUUAACCUCUUCAGCGAGAACAAGAGCCACCUCAAGCAGCUGGGCGAGCAGUUUCUAUUGGCCAGCGACAAGGCUAAGGAGGCCGAGAUCCACGGGGUCUUGCAAGAUGUCAACGACCGCUGGCACCACCUGUUCGACAACAUUGAGGCCAGGGUGAAAAAUCUGACAGAAACGCUGGGGAAAAUGCAGCAGUUGGAUAAGAACAUGAAAAACCUUCGCUCUUGGCUCACUCACAUUGAAGCUGAGCUGGCCAAACCCAUUCACUACAGUAUCUACCACAGAGAUGAGAUCCAAAGGAGACUGGCUGAGCAACAGGACCUGCAGCGUGACAUCGAGCAGUACACAGAGAGAGUGGCAUCUAUGCUCAACCUGUGUGACAUGGUUCUGCGUGAGGAUGCCUGCAGCAGCGAUGGAGAGAAUAACUCAAUCCAGCAAACCACACAGCGCUUGGACCAGCGCUGGAGAAAUAUCUGCUCCAUGUCUCUGGACAGGAAACUUAGGAUUGAAGAGACAUGGAGGCUGUGGUGCAAGUUUCAGGAGGAUUACUCUUCCUUUGAGAACUGGCUGAACGUAGCAGAGCGCUCCGCUGCUGAACCCAAUUCAUCAGACGUCCUGUACACUGAUGCCAAAGAGGAACUCCAGAAAUAUGAGAUUUUCCAAAGGCAGGUACAUGAGAGCCUGACCCAGCUGGAGUUUAUUAAUAACCAGUACAGACGACUGGCAUGGGAGAACCGCGCCGAUGCAGCCAGCAGACUCAGGGCCAUGGUGCAUCAUGGGAACCAGCGAUGGGACACGCUCCAGAGGAGGGUGGCUGCAAUACUGCGCAGACUCCGACAUUUCACAAGCCAGAGAGAAGAGUUUGAGGGAACCCGUGAAAGCCUCCUUAUCUGGCUGAAUGAGAUAGAACGCCAGCUAACCAAUGUGGAGAACUUCUCAGAGAGCCAUGUCCAAGACAAGAUGAAACAGCUGAAGAGUUUUAAGAAGGAGAUCACUCUGAACACCAACAAGAUUGACGCUCUGAUCGUGUUUGGGGAGGGUCUGAUUCAGAGGAGCUGUCCUCAAGACGCUGUUGAGAUAGAAGAUGAGUUAGAGGAGCUGCACACGUACUGUCAAGAUGUGUUUGGCAGAGUCGCCCAAUUCCACCAGCGCCUCACCAGUCUCCGUCCGCUGCAGGAGCAGCUGGACGUCUUUGAUGGUGGACAGUCCAGAGGGACACAGGGCACAGUCUCCUCCAGCCAGCCCUCCAUGUGUCUGUUACCGCCACCUCAGGAGCGCUCGGGCCGUGACACUCCCAUGAGUGUGGAUUCCAUCCCUCUGGAGUGGGACCACACCGGGGAUGUUGGCGGCUCUUCUUCACACGAUGAGGAAGAGGAUGCUGCUUUCUUCUCUGCCCUGUCAGCACAGAAUUGGCACUUUCAAAACCCGCCUGAAAGGAAAUCCUUCCAGCUGGAAUCCUCCUCACCUGCACAUGCCAGCACACCUUUUAAACAAGGCUACGUCCAGCUGAUGUCUGAGUGCAGCGGCAGCAUUAAGAGUGUGAAGCGGGUUUCUAUGAUCCUGGAUGAGGAGGAACAGCAGGAGGAACAAGGCCUCACUGGCCUCAAGACUGCAGGCAAGCAGUCAGGAGUGAUUGAGCGCUGGGAGCUGCUGCAGGCUCAAGCAGUUAGUAAAGAGCAGUGCUGCACCAGAGACCCCCAGCAGCUGACCUCUGACCUGCACGACAUCACUUCCUGGCUGGACCGGGUCACCCCUGAGCUGGACAGCCUGCAGAAGCCUGAGACUGCCGUCAGUGUCGAAAUCUUAGAAGAGAGGGUCAAACAACUUAAAGACAUGCAGAAGACAUUUGCUCGCUACAAGACCUUGAUGCUGUCUCUGAACCUGGGUGCUCGAGAGCUGCAGCAGGGAGCUACAGAAGGAGCACCUGAGCUUCAGCAGGGUCUGAGCACCAUGAAUCACCGCUGGACAGAAGCUUGUGCGGGACUAGAGGGGUGGGAGGACAGUCUGCGCACUACCCUGGGACGCUGUCAGGAGUUCCACGAGACGGUCCACUCUCAACUGCUAUGGCUGGCCCAUGCAGAGAGCAGACGCUACACCGUGAACAUGAACGACCCUUCUGUGCAGCCCUCCGUGCUUCAGGAACACAGGAACACCCUGAAGGAUCUGGCAGAGGAGCUGCAGGGCAGACAGAAGCGGGUGAGCUCCCUGCAGGAGAUCGUCUCUGAGCUGCUCCCUGAGGCUGGUGGGGAGGACAGCGCUGAAGCCCGGGAAAAACUCCACGUCAUUGGAAGCAAACUAAGACUACUGUCACGUCAAGUCAACCAGGAUCUCCAGAUGAUUGAAGAGAGAUUGGAGUCCACAACCCGAUGCUUCAGGAGACAGGAAAUCAACACAAAGCUCUGGGUCAGAGCGUGAGCCGUCACCUCAGCGCUCGUUCUUCUAUCGGGUCCUGCGAGCGGCUUUCCCUCUGCAUCUCCUGUUCCUCCUGCUGUUGGUUCUGGCCUGCUUGGUCCCUUUUUCUGAAGACGACUACAGCUGCACCUUUUCCA
This is a messenger RNA of Carassius auratus (goldfish), 20396 nucleotides long. Its product is annotated as nesprin-2-like. The record is from RefSeq and is a predicted model, not a curated record. Gene Ontology annotation, molecular function: protein binding. NCBI's taxonomy places the organism in Eukaryota, Metazoa, Chordata, Actinopteri, Cypriniformes, Cyprinidae.